GAUCCUGCGCAAUCGCAGUGAGAUCCGGUUGCCACCGAGUCCGGAACGACUACGGCAGGAGACAGCCGAGAGCACCCGGGAAGAGCCGGCGUCGCUAGUGCCGGGACCAGGAGCCUCCGCGAGCAAGAUGGCCGCUCCCGAGACCGAGGCCGAGGGGCACGGGCACUAAGUCCGGACCCGCGAGCCCUUCUCCCGGCCGCCUGCGCCCCCACAGAGACCUCGCGCUUCUAACCAAGACAUCCGCAUGGAUUAUGCUCGCCGCGGUCACGAGGCCGUUCCGAUAGAGCUCUAGUUGGCCCAGAUUGAGAACUCCGACGGCUGGCUGCUCUGCGCUGGAACUUGGGGAGGUCGGCUGCAACAGGUGCGACUCUGACCGCCCCAUGCUCGCGGGCGCGGGGAGGCGUGGCCUCCCCCGGGGCGGCCACCUCUGUUGGUUGCUGUGCGCUUUCACCUUAAAGCUCUGCGAAGCGGAGGCUCCGGUGCGCGAGGAGAAACUAUCAGUGAGCACCUCAACUUCGCCAUGUUGGUUGGUAGACGAGUUUGUGGUGACUGAAGAGUGUACUCCAUGUUCUAACUUCCAGAUUAAAACAACACCUGAGUGUGCUUCUACAGGGUAUGUGGAGAAAAUCACCUGCAGCUCGUCCAAGAGGAAUGAAUUCAAAAGCUGCCGUUCAGCUCUGAUGGAACAACACUUAUUCUGGAAAUUUGAAGGCAUCGUGGUGGGUGUGGCUUUAGUCUUCGCCUGCCUCGUCAUUGUUCGUCAGCGACAACUGGACAGAAAGGCUCUUGAAAAGGUCCGGAAGCAAAUUGAGUCCAUAUAGCUGGACUCUGUUGUCUCUGGUGGGCCUUACAGACUGCAUCUCAGAGGUAGAGAGUUCAGGGGCUAAUGUGCACUCCUGAGCCUGUGGCAGUAGCAUUUCCAGUGACUUCCUCUUCCAGACCAUUAAUGAGCACAAUGAAAAGUAAAAUAGAGAGGGACAGGACACAGACUUGUAAUGCCAGCACUUGAGAGAAUGAGGCAGGAAAAUCCUUGGUAAAUGAGUAGGCCAGCUAGGCUGAGCUACAUAGUAAGACUGUCUUUUAAAAAAAGGAAAUAAAGGAAUAAAGCAAUUUCCUUCUGUAUAAUAAUUUGGCUUGGGGAGGACUGGGUGCGGUGGGACGUGCCUUAAAUCCUAGCAAAGAGAGGUGGAUCUUCUGUGAGUUCAAGGCCGGCUUGGACCACAUGUAGAGCUCCAGCCCAGCAGGGAAUACUUAAUAAGACCCUGUUUCAAAAACAUUAAUUAAAUUUAAAAGGGUUGGUGAGUUGGCUCAGUACUUAAGAACACUGGCUGGGGGCUGGAGAGAUGGCUCAGUGGUUAAGGGCACUGACUGCUCUUCCAGAGGCCCUGAGUUCAAUUCCCAGCAACCACAUGGUGGCUCAGAACCACCAUCUGUAAUGGGAUCCAGUGACCUCUUCUGGUGUGUCUGAAGAUAGCUACAGUGUACUCAUCAUAUAUAUAAAAUAAAUCUUUUUUUUUAAAGAUUUAUUUAUUUAUUAUAUGUAAGUAAUCUGAGCCGUCUCUCCAGCCCCCGAAAAUAAAUCUUUUUAAAAAAAAAAAAAAGAAAGAGCGCUUGCUGCUACUGCGGAGGGUCUGGGUUUGGCUCCCAGGUCCGGUGGCUCACAGUCACCUGUAGUCCUAGUUUCAGGGGCUCUGAUACCCUGUAGGCUCUGUGGGCCUGUAGUAAGUGAUGCACAUAAAUUCAUGCAUAAACAGAGAUGCACACAAGGAAAAAUGAGUACAUCUCUUCUUAGAUGUAGCCUUUCCAUGUAUACUAGUGAUUUCUGUACAAUACAUGUGUAUCUGGUACACAUGGAGGCCAGAAGUGGAUACCAGAUCCUGAGCUGUUACAUGGUACAGGGAACUGAAUAUGGGUCCUCUGAAAGGAAUAAAUGCUCUUAACCACUUCUUCAUUCACCAAGUGAAUAAAUCUUUUUUUUU
This is a messenger RNA of Apodemus sylvaticus (European woodmouse), 1979 nucleotides long. RefSeq names its product jumping translocation breakpoint (gene Jtb). Gene Ontology annotation, biological process: mitotic cytokinesis. The transcript has 5 exons. Lineage: Eukaryota; Metazoa; Chordata; Mammalia; Rodentia; Muridae. Bases 381 to 821 code for a protein of 146 amino acids. Gene Ontology annotation, cellular component: centrosome; membrane; midbody. The record is from RefSeq and is a predicted model, not a curated record.